UAGGGUGUGCGCCACGAAGCCGCUCGCCGGAGCUCCUGAGGGGAUGGGGAUGGUGGCGGGCGGCGGGCAGCGCUGCGGUCGUCGCCGUCGCUCCCCUCCGGCCCCUCGGGGCGCUGGGAGGCGAGGAAGCCCCGCUGCGACCGCCCGCGGAGAGAAUGGUCCUCUAUUCUGGAUUUAGCUCAGUAGAACAUGGAUGAAGAAAAUUAAGUCAUUAUUGGAGCUGGAACCCUUUUUAAUUCCUUCAUGGUUAUGCUGCCAACUUAGCUGUUUUGAAGAUUCUUCUUCAUCUGUGGACAAAGCUUGAGCCACAAUGACUUCGGGUUUGUGGAGUCAAGAGAAAGGAAGCUCUCCAUAUUGGGAAGAGCGUAUAUUUUAUUUGCUUCUCCAGGAAUGUAGUAUUAUAGACAAGCAGACUCAAAAGCUAUUGAAAGUACCUAAAGGUAGCAUUGGUCAGUUUAUUCAAGACAGGUCUUCAGGCGGACACAUCAGGAACAACCCUUCAUCCAAAAGCAAGAAAUUGCAAAUAGGAAUAAAGAUUUUGGAACAGCCCCAUGUAGUCCUGUAUGUUGACGAGAAAGAAGUUGUUGAUAUAGAUGAAAAACGAGCAGAGCUGCUAUUGGCAAUUACCAAUUGUGAGGAAAGAUACAGCAUAUUUAAAAGCAGAAGCAGGCUGCGUAAGGGCCUCCAUAUUGAUGUUGGUUCACCAGUGAAAGUGCAGCUGAGAUCAGGGGAAGAGAAAUACCCUGGAGUAGUUCGCUUUAGAGGCCCCUUAAUACAGGAGAGAUCCCUGUCCGGUAUAUUUUUUGGAGUGGAGCUUCUGGAAGAAGGUCGUGGCCAGGGCUUUACGGAUGGACAGUACCAAGGCAAGCAGCUGUUCAGAUGCGAUGAGGACUGUGGAGUGUUUGUUGCACUUGACAAACUAGAACUGAUGGACGAUGAUGACAAUGAACUGGAGAGCGACUGUGCAGCUCCAGUUGAUUCAGUGCAGGUAGACCUUCCUCCUUUGGAGCUCAACUCCAGGGUUUCUGUGAAGAUAGGGAAGAAUAUAGAGUAUGGGACAGUUAUAUUCUGUGAUGUCAUACCAGGAAACGAGAGUUUAGGAUACGUUGUUGGAGUGGACAUGGAUAAUCCAAUUGGAAAUUGGGAUGGAAGAUACAAUGGACAACAGCUCUGUAGUUUUGCAAGUGUUGAAAGCACACUUCUUUUGCAUAUCAAUGAUGUUAUCCCAGAGGCCAUGUCUCAGGACAGGAGACCUCCCAAGCUUGCCUAUACUUCUAGAGGUGGUGGUGGUGACAAAGCUUUCAGUCAUAGCAAGCCAAAGUCUACAGGUGCGCUCUCUGAUCCUGGAAACAGAAACAGAACAGAGUUUUUCUACACCUUAAAUGGCUCCUCAGUAGAUUCUCAGGCACAGUCAAAAUCAAAAAAUACAUGGUAUAUUGAUGAAGUGGCUGAAGAUUCUGCCAAAUCACUUAAUGACUCCUCUUCUGGAUUUGAGCAUUCUUCCCCACCGCUGCAGCCUCCCCCAACUAAUAGUUUAUCUUCUGAAAACAGAUUUCAUUCCCUGCCUUUCAGUCUAACAAAGAUGUCAAGCACCACCAACAGUACUAUAGGACACAGCCCACUGUCCUUAUCCGUUCAGUCGGUUAUUGGAGAAGGAACUCCUGGGGCAACCCAGGAGAGUCCACCAGCAACAGUAGCACCUAUCAACAUGCACGGCCUUGAAGCUGGCUCUUUGGCGGAAGUGAAAGAGAACCCGCCGUUCUAUGGAGUCAUCCGUUGGAUUGGGCAGCCACCAGGGGUCAACGAAGUGUUAGCAGGGCUUGAACUGGAAGAUGAAUGUGCAGGUUGCACUGAUGGGACUUUUAAAGGAACUCGCUACUUUACCUGUGCACCAAAGAAGGCUCUUUUUGUCAAACUGAAGAGUUGUCGACCUGAUUCCAGGUUUGCUUCAUUGCAGCCUGUGUCCAAUCAGAUUGAACGCUGCAAUUCCUUAGCUUUUGGAGGCUAUCUCAGUGAAGUAGUUGAAGAAAACACUCCUCCAAAAAUGGAAAAAGAAGGUUUAGAAACAAUGAUUGGAAAGAAAAAGGGAAUCCAGGGUCAUUAUAAUUCCUGCUACUUAGACUCCACCUUAUUCUGCCUGUUUGCAUUCAGUUCUGUUUUGGAUACAGUCCUGCUUCGACCGAAAGAGAAGAAUGAUGUAGAAUAUUACAGUGAAACUCAGGAACUGCUGCGGACAGAGAUAGUAAAUCCUCUUCGAAUAUACGGAUAUGUGUGUGCCACAAAAAUAAUGAAGCUAAGAAAGAUACUGGAAAAAGUUGAAGCAGCAUCAGGAUUCACUUCUGAAGAAAAAGAUCCAGAAGAAUUUUUGAAUAUUUUGUUUCAUCAUAUUUUAAGAGUAGAACCACUCUUAAAAAUCAGAUCAGCAGGACAAAAAGUUCAAGACUGCUAUUUCUAUCAGAUCUUUAUGGACAAGAAUGAGAAAGUUGGAGUUCCUACCAUACAGCAAUUACUGGAAUGGUCUUUCAUCAACAGCAAUUUGAAAUUUGCAGAGGCACCAUCAUGUCUUAUAAUUCAGAUGCCUCGAUUUGGCAAGGACUUCAAAAUGUUCAACAAAAUCUUUCCCUCUCUGGAAUUGAAUAUCACAGACCUGCUAGAAGACACUCCAAGGCAGUGCCGUAUAUGUGGAGGACUUGCAGUGUAUGAAUGUCGCGAGUGUUAUGAAGAUACAGACAUUUCUGCUGGCAAAAUCAAACAGUUUUGCAAAACUUGCAAUACGCAAGUUCAUCUUCACCCCAAAAGGCAGAGUCAUAAAUUCAAUCCAGUGUCACUCCCAAAAGACUUACCGGACUGGGACUGGAGGCACGGCUGCAUACCUUGUCAGAAGAUGGAGCUCUUUGCUGUUCUUUGUAUAGAAACAAGCCACUAUGUGGCUUUUGUUAAAUAUGGCAAGGAAGAUUCCUCUUGGCUCUUUUUUGAUAGCAUGGCUGAUCGGGAUGGAGGUCAGAACGGCUUUAACAUCCCCCAAGUGACUCCAUGCCCAGAAGUUGGCGAGUACCUGAAAAUGUCUCUCGAUGAAUUGCACUCUCUGGACUCAAGGAGAAUUCAGGGCUGUGCCCGAAGACUACUUUGUGAUGCUUAUAUGUGCAUGUAUCAGAGCCCAACGAUGAGUUUGUACAAGUAAACGUCGAUGACUAGUAAGAAGGGAACAUCUUCCCAGUUACUUGACUGUGACCCAAGAAAGCUCAACAGAGCUGUCGGCUCCUCUGCUUGUGCAUCUGUUGCUGGCAAUGGAUGCUUCAAAGGGCGUGGAAAUCAAAUAACUAGAAAGAAGAAGCAAAUAUUUUAAAGGGGGAAAGAAAGGAUUCUACAAUAUGGUGUUUUGUUGCUAAAUACUUGAGUAUUUUGCACUCUUGGAAGUGUGCGUGUGUGUUUUUUUAAAUAAAAAGUCUAAAUGAAGCGAUUGCAAUGUUUAGGCUGUGUUUCAGAGAAAUUGCCUACGUAGGGUGAAGGUUACAUCCCCUGUGGAAUGUUCGGCUUAGAUCUGAUUCAGGAAACUACACAGCCUAAAGGGAGACGACUACAUUUUGGAGUUUGUAAGUUUCUCAGCAUUGUACCCCUUGCGUCUGUAAGACAGGGCUUUGACCUGCACCUUGGCACCAAGGCUUUUGCUUCUUAUUUUGACCUGGUAUAAGUUGAAAUCAAAAAACAAAACAUCUCUAGUGCGCUGAGUGAGUGUAUAAAUGCAGAUGCUGUAUGAUCACCCCACAGCGUUGCCCUGGACCAAGAAUGCUCAUUGUUUGCUUUGUAGCAAAUGGGGUACCUUCCAGGAAAAGGAAAUAAUUACUCUGCAACCUUGCAGUGGUACUUACGAUGAGCUCCAGAAGUCGAAACUUCUCAUCAGAUUACACAACUGCCUAAGCUCUGUUUCGUGAACUUGAUGCCAUUUGUAAGGUCAUUUCUGGCAAUGAGUGGAUGAGCCAGUGUGAUGUCUUUCAGUGGACAUGCCCAUCUUCAAGGCUAUUCUGAAAGGCAUUCCACUGCUGUCUUCAAGCUUGAUUUCCAUAAUGGAAGAAUCCUGAAAACUUGCUUUUUUAAAUGAGUUUUGGAAACUUUUCAGCAUGUUUUCUGCAUGCCUGCUCCUUAGGGAUCUUGGUCAAUUUUUUCAGAAACUACCCAAUUACUUGGAAGUUCUGAUGUUAACAUCCUUUCCUCCAGUGACAGUCAAAAGACCACCUGACAGCUUGCAAUUCAGCCGUGGUAAAUAGGCGAUGAGAUAAAUUCAUAUUGGUUCAAGAGCUGCAGUAGGGAUAUUAAAAAACACUCUCUUAAAUUAUCUUUCUGUGUUCUGUUAGAUAAUAGUUUACAUGUUUGCAUGCUUCUGCAUCUAAAGGGCAAAUCUGGAUUACACAAGAAAUCCAGUCUACUAAUGGAUUUGUUUCACAGUUUUGACAGAGGGAAAAUGAGUCAAGUUUAAUUUCACCAGGAUAUUCUUUGCUGUUUCACUAUCUGUGUAGUCUGCCUUUUAUGCUUAUAGUCUGUUCACCCAUGUGGGACUUUUAGGUGCUGUGUGUUGUUUGGGUGAGUUUGACAGUGUCUGCAAAAUAGAAUUGUGAGGGCAGUAUUCUGCAUAUCACAAAUUUUGGGAUGAGUGUACCCCAUAGACACCUAUAUGUAAUAGUAGCAAGUUUAAGACCCCAGUUGCUAGUUGUAAUUGUGCAUUUAUUUUUUUGCCUCAGGGAAUGUCAUGGAAAUGAAAUCUGUCAUCUAUUAAAUGGAAGGUGAUAGUUGGAUUUUUCAGUUUCGUGCUUUAGAAAAUUGCUUACACAUUUAUCAUCUCAAAGGAUUAUAUUGAGCCAAUGUGUAGUUAAAUAAUUUGACUUGCUGUUCAAUUCAUGCAAAAAAUCACUUGCUUGUUUGAAGUAUUCAAUGUUGUAUUGAAUAUUUUUAUGAACUGUAAGUGUAAUAGCUUUCUGCAGUAUGGAGGAAGAUCCGCUAUUGUUGCUUUAGGUAUCUUUUGAAAAUAAGAGCAACUAAAGGCAUAUCUGAUGUGGGAGAAAACCAUGGAUGAUGUAGAACAAAAUGGAUUGUAUGGUAUGAAGUAGAUUUUUUUUAAGAAAAACCUCAGGAUGGAUUGUAGGUAGUGAAAGUCUCUAAGAUCAGCUUGCUGUAGAGAAACUGAUGGAGAGAGUAAUUAGGCAAUUUCAGCCUUUUUUCAAUGAUUUCUAAUUGCACGGCAGGGCUUCCAACUCUUUGCAUUAAUUCUCAUUUGUAUAACUCAUGGUUGUAUGUUCCUCUUGUUCCUCCUUAUCCUACUUUUUCUUUGAACAUUCAUGGGAACUCCACGCAUCAGAAGAUGUUUGGGAAAUUCCUGAAGGGAGGAAGUUGUAGAUUGAGAGCAAGUAGGGUUGGGCUCCACUUGGCUGAAGUGAAAGGAAAAUGGGGACCUUGAUGGACAAUAAGAGGAUGAAGGAACAUGGGCAGGUAAUCAGCAGUAAUUGAAACCCAUGACAACUGACUGAAAGAGAUACCGAUCAGAAAACAAGCUCCAUAAAUUGUCAGGUUGCGGGGGUGUGGAGAGAGAAUAAGGACAGGAAGGAAUUCGUAUGUGAUGUGGAGUCAUUCUCAAUCAUGUGAGGAUGUGGCUUCAGUCCUUGAACAAAUUCUUAGGGGGAGGUGGGAGCUGAAUAAAACAGGCCAGGAAAGAUGGUGGCCAGCUGAAUCUGGGAACUGCCUCCUUUAAAAGCAUCACCUUUGAGGUGGUGUGUGAGAUGCAUCUGUGAUGAUUUUGAUUUAUAAUGGUCUCUUCCAGCCGCUUUCUGACAUUGCAGUCUGAUGCAGGGUCUCUGCUGAUGAUGGACUCUCCCUUUUGAAUGUGCGGUGCAAUAAAGAACAUGUGGCAAUUGCUCUCAGUUAUCUUCUUGCCCAUUCUAUUUCCUUUUUAGUUUCAUCCAUUGUGAUUUUGGCAUUUUGAUGCUGUGCUCUAAAAUGUCUCCUGUGUUACUGUAAAAAGUCAACUUGAAGCCAUUGCCCUGCAGAAGGAAUCUCAAUAGGUGUGAAAGUGUUUCAUAUUAGAUCAUGUUUUCACUUCCACGCAGACUUUGGUGUGUAAGCAAGACAUAAAAGUGUUGUCUUUGGGUUUCCCGGGGCUGAGAUUGUUACGGAAGAAUAGUGCUUGAAUCAAUAUGAAAGCUGAAUUGGAUUUUUAUCUUGACUUAAGCUGCCUCUUUGGAGGUUUGGGUUUUAUUUAUUCUGCCAUUGUAACAAAAUAUGUUCUGCAUUGGCUUGCACAGUUUAAAAAAAAACAAAAAUAAACAUUUUGUGAUUGAGUGCAGUUGUCUCCUCAAUAGAGUAUCUCUACUGAGAGCUUAGGAAAUCUUUCAGAUUGCAUACGUGAAGCCUUAAUUUUCCUCAGAAGAGGAAAGAAACUGUACCAUAUAUUAUUUCUGUACUAAUAUUUAUUA
Python bivittatus (Burmese python) is the source of this 6461-nucleotide messenger RNA. It is a transcript of the gene CYLD, whose product is annotated as CYLD lysine 63 deubiquitinase. Gene Ontology annotation, molecular function: cysteine-type deubiquitinase activity. NCBI's taxonomy places the organism in Eukaryota, Metazoa, Chordata, Lepidosauria, Squamata, Pythonidae. The record is from RefSeq and is a predicted model, not a curated record. Gene Ontology annotation, biological process: protein deubiquitination.